GUUUAUCAUGUUGGGCUCUGGGUUCAAGGCUGAGCGCCUGCGAGUCAACCUGCGCCUCGUCAUCAAUCGCCUCAAGCUGCUGGAGAAAAAGAAGACUGAGCUGGCCCAGAAGGCGAGGAAGGAGAUCGCAGAUUAUCUGGCAGCCGGAAAAGAUGAGCGUGCCAGGAUUCGUGUGGAGCACAUCAUCCGUGAAGAUUACCUUGUGGAGGCCAUGGAGAUCCUGGAGCUGUACUGCGAUCUGCUGCUAGCCCGCUUUGGCUUGAUCCAGUCCAUGAAGGAGCUGGACUCAGGCCUGGCAGAAGCAGUGUCUACGCUGAUUUGGGCUGCACCGCGACUCCAGUCAGAGGUGGCUGAGUUGAAGAUUGUUGCUGACCAGCUGUGUGCCAAGUACAGCAAGGAGUAUGGGAAGCUGUGCCGGACAAACCAGAUCGGGACGGUCAAUGACAGGCUGAUGCACAAGCUGAGUGUGGAGGCACCGCCCAAGAUCCUAGUGGAGAGAUACCUCAUUGAGAUCGCCAAGAACUACAAUGUGCCCUACGAGCCUGACUCGGUGGUGAUGGCUGAAGCCCCUGCAGGUGGUGAGGGAGAUCUGAUUGAUGUGGGAUUCACAGACGAUGUGAAGAAGGGUGGCCCUGGAGGAGGUGGCGGUGGAUUUACAGCCCCGCUGGCUGGCCAUGAUGUCCUAGUGCCCAUGCCAGUGAUGAUGCCUAUGCCCAUGCCCACACCGAAUCCGCCCUUCUCCUACCCACCUCCAAAAGGACCGGACAACUUCAAUGGCCUGCCCGUGGGGACCUACCAGCCUUUUGCUAACAUCCACCCACCACCGAUUCCAACAAGCCCACCGACGUACGAGUCUAUUGAUGAGCCCAACGCUGACAAGGACGCUUCUGCACCGGCGGCUGGGCCCGGGCCCAAGUCAGAAGCAUCUCUUAAGCCGAAAGCUGGAGCUCCCAGUGCCGUGGAUAACUUCGUGCUGCCUGAACUGCCAUCCGUGCCGGAUACGCUGCCAACGGCAUCUGCUGGCGCCAACUCCUCUGCCUCUGAAGACAUUGACUUUGAUGACCUCUCUCGGAGAUUUGAGGAGCUAAAGAAGAAAACAUAAAACUGCCUGGGCU
Mesitornis unicolor (brown roatelo) is the source of this 1115-nucleotide messenger RNA. RefSeq names its product increased sodium tolerance 1 homolog (yeast) (gene IST1). The record is from RefSeq and is a predicted model, not a curated record. Gene Ontology annotation, biological process: protein transport. The transcript has 9 exons. Bases 8 to 1102 code for a protein of 364 amino acids. Lineage: Eukaryota; Metazoa; Chordata; Aves; Mesitornithiformes; Mesitornithidae.